This is a messenger RNA of Miscanthus lutarioriparius, 1704 nucleotides long. The record is from the annotation of a GenBank genome assembly. NCBI's taxonomy places the organism in Eukaryota, Viridiplantae, Streptophyta, Magnoliopsida, Poales, Poaceae.
AUGACGGAGGUGGCGCUCCUCCGGGGCCCGACCAACCUCGCUUCCACCGCAAGCCGCGCCUCCGCUUCUUCCUCCUCUUCCUCAGCGCUGCGCUAUUUAGCCAAUGCCGACAGCGACGUGCUCCCAGGAAGCGGCAGCCCGGAGCGCACUGCGGGAUCUGCAGGGAGCCGACGACUCCUUGAACUGCGCGGGCAAGAGGCGGCGGAGGAGGAAGAGGAGCGGUGGUCGUUCUUGGCGCUGCUCUUUGAGCUGCUGCGGAAGUCGCUGCUCGGGUGCAGGACGGUGGGCGGCGGCAGCGGCGAAGGCGAACACGGCGGCUGCGGGAUGGAGAUUGGGUUGCCCACGGACGUGCAGCACGUCGCGCACGUCACGUUCGAUAGGUUCCAUGGAUUCCUGGGGCUGCCCGUUGAAUUCGAGCCCGAAGUGCCCCGCCGUGCUCCCAGUGCCAGUGCAAGUGUCUUCGGAGUUUCAACAGAAUCAAUGCAGUGUUCCUAUGAUUCCAGAGGAAACAGUGUCCCAACAAUCCUCUUGAUGAUGCAGAGACGCCUUUAUGAACAGGGUGGUCUUCAGGCAGAAGGUAUCUUCCGCAUAAAUGCAGAGAAUAGCCAGGAGGAGUUUGUGAGAGACCAAUUAAAUAGUGGAAUUGUUCCGGAUGGCAUUGAUGUCCACUGUUUGGCAGGUCUAAUCAAAGCCUGGUUUAGAGAAAUGCCAAGGGGGGUUCUGGACCCUAUCCCACCUGAACAGGUGAUGCAAUGCCAAUCUGAAGAGGACUGUGCUCGGGUAGCGAAAUGCCUUCCACCAGCUGAAGCAGCUUUGCUUGACUGGGCUGUUAAUCUGAUGGCUGAUGUAGUCCAAGAAGAACAGAUAAACAAGAUGAAUGAUCGCAAUAUUGCUAUGGUUUUUGCACCAAAUAUGACUCAGAUGGCAGAUCCUUUGACUGCACUUAUGUAUGCAGUCCAAGUGAUGAAUUUUCUCAAGAUGCUGGUACAAAAGACUCUCAAGGAUAGAGAGGAGUCCACUCCAGAGGAUGUUUUGCUGCCCCAGAAGGACCCAUCUGAUGAAAAUGGGCAUCAGAAACCCAGCGUGACACUUGAUUCUCUCCUUGAGGAAGGAUCUAGGCGCCCUUCUUUUGCCAAGGAAGAACCCCUUCUGAACAGUCCUGCCCACAGCACUGAUGAUAAGUCUAAUGAAACUAAUACCACUUUAGGAGUCACUGCUGCUUUCACUGCCCAGACAAGUGAAGUAGUAACGAGUGUGGAGGACUCCACUAGUGGCUCACAACCUGCAACUGCUGGCCCAGUUGCUGUUGCUGAUGCUUCCAGCACGACAGCUACACAUUCUCUUCAAGGCAAGGGGAGACGAAGCCUGAAUCGGAGGAGGACUAGAAAGGGCAAAGGCCAGGGCCAGUCUGGUACAUGCACCGCACCUGCAGCUGAGAAAUCAAGAGGUGCGAGCAUCAUGACUGACCCAGUGUUUCCUGAAAAUAGCACCCCGAACUCCUUGCUUCCAUAUUUUGCAUUUUCUAUGAGCUUAUCAUUUCUUGCUGUAUCAUGGUCAUGGUUCGCGCAAUCCAGGCAAUUUUUUGUUUUCUUCGGACUUGCCAAGAAACAAUGUGAACAGGCCAGCCACCCGCCAAUUGCCAAUUUUGAUUUGCAAGGUUUAGACAUUUUUCUUAAAGAAAAGUUCAGAAUUCAAGCAAUAUAG